Danio aesculapii is the source of this 2740-nucleotide messenger RNA. RefSeq names its product ring finger protein 11a (gene rnf11a). Lineage: Eukaryota; Metazoa; Chordata; Actinopteri; Cypriniformes; Danionidae. The transcript is spliced from 3 exons. The coding region runs from base 374 to 814 and encodes 146 amino acids. The record is from RefSeq and is a predicted model, not a curated record.
UCCAAGAGUUUGUAAACAAUGAAAGCAGAUAUGGAGUCGUCAAGAGGUCUUACCUAAAAAUAUUGCUCUGUACAGUCCAGAAUAAAUGCGUUUUACGUGACAUGCGUGUCGUUCACAGUCGUAAGGAUUAAACCAAGCGGGACGGACGCGUUUACAAACAUCACGGCUUUUUAAAACGUAUUUUUGGUGAGUAAAAUCGGAGCGCUGGCUGUUGAGGCGGUUGUUUGUUUUUUUCAGUCUGACGUUAGACAGACACCAGACACAACGGGCUUCGGAAAGCGAGACCCCUGAACACAAGAGGAGCCUGGCGAGUUUGUAAAAGCCACAUAGGCGUGAUUUUGGAGGGUUUGUGUUGUCGUGCAGGAUCAGCUCAAUGGGGAACUGUCUGUCUUCUCAAGGCGCUGAUGAUCUGUCCCUGCUCAACGAGUCCGAGGGGGCGAGUCUGCCUGGAGAGCCUCCGCCACCAUACCAGGAGCGGGUGCAGGUGCCAGUGUACCACCCCACACCCAGUCAGACCCGCCUGGCCACGCAGCUGACGGAGGAGGAGCAGGUCCGCAUCGCACAGCGAAUCGGCCUCAUCCAACACCUGCCCCGGGGCAUCUUUGACCCGGGAUCUGAGCCCUCCGACAAGAAGAUCAAAGAGUGUGUGAUCUGCAUGAUGGACUUUGAGUAUGGCGACCCAAUCCGGUUCCUGCCCUGCAUGCACAUCUAUCACGUGGACUGCAUCGAUGCCUGGCUCAUGCGCUCCUUCACUUGCCCCUCCUGUAUGGAGCCGGUGGACGCUGCGCUGCUGUCUUCCUACGAGACCAACUAAGAGUGCCUGCGCAACCCGAGGAACAUGCCAACACGAGUCUGCCAAAUACCGGGACAGUAGAUUGAGCAAAUGAAGGUGGUGUGAAUGUGUGUGUGCGUUCAGAGACUAUAAAAAACAGUAUUAAAAAAAAACUCAAAGGGUGUUAAAAACAUCUCAUUUGCAUGUCAAAGUGCUUUUCGAACAUAUACUAUAUAUGUAAAUGACGUAAAGAUGAAGUUCAGCAUGGUGGAAAAACCAUCAGAGCAUUGAUAAAAUGAAGAUAGAGACGAUUUAAAGGGGUAGUUCACCCAAAAAUGAAACUUCUGUCAUCAUUUAAUGACACUUUACUUGUUUCAAACUGUUUGUUUCCUCUGUUGAACUCAAAUGUAGGCUGAAAAAUGUUUUUUUGCUGCUUGUUCAAUUGCAAUUUCAAUCAUUUUGUGUUGAGACAAUGGUUUCGGCUUGCAUUUAACAGAAUAAAGGAUCUCGUUAAGGUUUGAAACCACUUAAAAGCGAGUAAAUAGUGUGAAAAUGUUCAUUUUAGGGUGAAAUGUUCCUUUAAAUAUGCAAAUUGAGAGCCAUUUAAUCUACUUAUUUACUUUUUUCCUUCUCAUUCCAACCAAAUUAAUACAAUGUGCAAUAUGUGCUUGAGGGACUCCCCUCUGAUUGAAUAUAAAUCUGCCCUUCCACCAAUGAGAAUGAGCCUGGGUUUGAUCUGAGUGUGAUUUUAAUGGCAAAGAAUACUGAACCUUCAUUACAUCGGUAAAACCCAGUUUACUCGAGAGCAUGUGUCAUGUUUGCAAGCUCGUGGUGCACUAACCGGUGUUUGAGGAGGUAGUUUUAUGUUUUCUCUUAUAAUUUUGUUCUCUACAGAUGGCUGCGUCAACAUCUAAAUAGCUUAACAAUGACUUGUUAAGUGUUGUGAUAUGUCGUUUAAUCGUGUUUAAUCGUAAUGGGGUUGGUGAUGAGGUUGUUUGGUGGUAGACUCUUGAGUUUUGCCUCGUAAGCUGCUGUUUUUUCCAGGUUCUGGGAUGUAAGUUGCCUUUUUACACUGGUUUUGGAUAAUCUUUACCCUGUUUUCGGUGUUAAGUGUUGGAUCCUGUUCGUCCACUUUUAGCUUUGCCUUGAAUUUGCCUUGUAUGUUUGGAUAGAGCUGUGGGGAAAGUUAAUGAUACAAUCACCAAACCUUUGUGCACCUUUUAAAUGUUGCCGACUGAAAGUCGACAUUUACAGUGGAAGCUUUAAAGUUAUUCCUUGUUAUUUUCCUGAUUAGUGCAAACCUUUUAUUUUUCUUGACUUGGACAUAAUGAAAUGAAAAAGGAGAAUAUGCUUAGUCAGUUUUGAUACUGUUCGUAAUGUCUUUGAGUCUGUAUGUUAGCUGAAGAUUUGAUCUUAUACCCAUCACUGUUUGCAAAAAGGAAGAUUUUUCACCUUUGUUGUUUUGUUUGCUCUAUUAUCGUGCUGCAUUUACGUUACUGAACUGUAUUCAUAGCCCCAUAUUUAGACUAAGACUAUAUUCUUUCAACCUGCUCAAGCUUCCCUCUGUAUCUUUGUACUGAAUCGUUGUGACUAAAAAUGUGAUUGAAUUCCAAGAACAAUGUCUGAAAAUCUUGAAAUCAACCUGUAAACUGCUCUUAGAUAUCAUAUUGGAUGAGUUCAUUCUCUUGCCCAUCACUCUAUUAUUGACUCCGAAUUGAAAUGUAGCGCUAGCACAAAAUAAAUGUAAUAAAUCUGUGACGUACAAUCAUCACAACAUUAUAUUUUGUUUCAUAGUAAAAUCUAAUUAAUUUUUUUGAUGAAAAAAAUAGAGUUGUUUGUUGUUGAUGCCAUAUAAUUGUAAGUUUGCCAACUAAAAUGAUCAGAUAUGCUAUUAAAAAUGAGUCUGUUUUGUUUGUGUGCAAUAACGGCACAAGAGUAACUGAAUAAAGGUCGCCAAAUUCUUCCAUA